Closterium sp. NIES-65 is the source of this 1683-nucleotide messenger RNA. NCBI's taxonomy places the organism in Eukaryota, Viridiplantae, Streptophyta, Zygnematophyceae, Desmidiales, Closteriaceae. The record is from the annotation of a GenBank genome assembly.
AUGGCUUCCCCUAGCGUUCUCACCUUUGACGCUGAGGACGGCCUCUCCCUGUUUGACCUCACUUCUGGUGCCUUCCCUGCCCUUGCUGCUGAUGCUGACGCCACUGUUCGCUCACAGUGGGCCACACGUGAUGCUACUGCUCGCCUUGCUGUACGCCGCCACUUACCGACCACUAAUCGUGCACACUUUAGCCAGUACAAGAGUGCUCGGACCUUGUACGACGCUGUAGUUGCACGCUACUCUUCCCCUGCCACUGCUGCACUCAGCCGCCUCAUGCCACCGUACCUCUUCCCUGACCUUGCUGCCAUUCCCACAGUCGCUGACCUCAUUACGCAACUCCGUACUAGUGACACUCGCUACCGCGCUGCGCUUUCUGCUGAGUUCUGCGCCAAGAACCCCCCCCCCAUGCACAUCACCCUCUACUACAUAGUCACCCGUCUCCCUGACUCUCUCCGUGUAGUCAGGGACCACUUCCUCUCUAUUUGCCCCACCACUCUCACCGUUGACCUCCUCGAGAAGGCCCUCCUAGCGAUAGAGAAGAGCAUAGUCGCUGUAGGAGGCUCUUGUGGUGACCCUCGCACCCGCAUCUUUGAGGGGUGUUCUCCCUCCCCCCUCUUGCCCUCUGUUGACUCUGCUGCUGCGGCCGACCUCGUUGUUUUCGAGUCGGUCGGCGCUGCGUCUGCCCCGAGCGGGAGACGCCGCACCGGCAAGGGCAAGGGGGGCAAGGGCACCGGAGGGGGUGGAGGGGGCGGUGGAGGUAGUGGUGGAGGCGGUGGAGGGAGUGGGGGUGGUGGUGGGAGUGGUGCUGGGGGUGGCGGCAGCGGCGGCAGCAGUGGAGGCGGCGGAGGCGGUGGGGGUGGCGGAUGGAGCGGAGGCAGCGGAGGUAGUGGAGGAGGCGGAGGUGGAGGAGGCGGCGGAGGCGGCGGAGGCGGCGGUGGCGGCGGAGGCGGCGGUAGUGGAGUGAGUCGCGACUCUGCGCCGAGGAGUGGCGUCGGUGGUGGUCAACGCCAGCAGCAGCAGCGGAGUGGUGUGACCCUGUCCCCUCAGCAGCUUCGGGAGUGGUACACGGCACGCCAGCGCGGUGGGGGUUUUGGUCCCUGCUCUUACGUUCUUCGUACCAGCGACCGCACUGGUGAGCAGUGCGGGGGUCCGCACUCCACCCAGCGCUGCUUUGGUCGCCUGACGGACGCGUGGCGUCGCCAGUUCCCUGAGGCGUCAGAGAUCCCUCGCUGGGGAGAUCUGGCUAAGGCCGGGGUUGCUAUCUUUGAUCUUGACUCUGAUGCUAUUCUUGCUGCCAUGUAUGCAGUUGCUGAUAGUGUUGAGGGUGCCUGUUACCUGUGUGUACCGCCUGACCCGGGCAUUAAGGCUGCUGCGCUAGGUGCUGGUGAGACUGCUGCUCUAGGUGCUAGUGCGUUUGCCGCCUCAAGUGCUGGUGAGUCUGCUCUCUCAGGUACUACGUCGGCUCAGGCCUUCCACACCUUCACCCUGGACUCGGGUGCGUCCCGCUCCUUCUUUCGAGACCGCACCACUCUUACGCCGCUUAGUCGGCCGGUUGCAGUCUCCCUGGCGGACCCCUCUGGGAACCUGUCCUUGCUAGCUUCUCCAAAGUCCUUCCGUGCCCUGCAGCCCCCUCUGGCAACCUCUCUGGUCUCUACUUCCCCUCGUUCUCUACGAACAUGGUGA